This is a messenger RNA of Ornithorhynchus anatinus (platypus), 8519 nucleotides long. RefSeq names its product dynamin 3 (gene DNM3). Bases 47 to 2668 code for a protein of 873 amino acids. Lineage: Eukaryota; Metazoa; Chordata; Mammalia; Monotremata; Ornithorhynchidae. The transcript is spliced from 22 exons. Gene Ontology annotation, molecular function: microtubule binding; GTP binding; GTPase activity. Gene Ontology annotation, cellular component: microtubule; membrane; cytoplasm. The record is from RefSeq and is a predicted model, not a curated record.
ACGGGCGGGCGGGCGCACGGGGCUCCCGGCCGGGGCCGCCAUCGCCAUGGGGAACCGGGAGAUGGAGGAGCUGAUCCCGCUGGUGAACCGGCUGCAGGACGCCUUCUCGGCGCUGGGCCAGAACUGCCUGCUGGAGCUGCCGCAGAUCGCCGUGGUGGGCGGCCAGAGCGCCGGCAAGAGCUCCGCCCUCGAGAACUUCGUCGGCAGGGAUUUUCUUCCUCGGGGUUCAGGCAUCGUCACAAGACGGCCCUUGGUCCUCCAGCUUGUCACUUCUAAAGCAGAAUAUGCUGAGUUCUUACACUGCAAAGGAAAGAAAUACACAGAUUUUGAUGAAGUUCGCCACGAGAUUGAAGCAGAAACAGAUCGAGUGACGGGCGUGAAUAAAGGAAUUUCUUCUAUACCUAUUAAUUUACGUGUUUAUUCACCACAUGUGUUGAAUCUGACCCUUAUUGACCUACCCGGAAUCACCAAAGUGCCAGUAGGGGAUCAGCCACAAGACAUUGAGUAUCAGAUCAGGGAAAUGAUUCUGCAGUUUAUCACUCGGGAGAACUGCCUGAUCUUGGCUGUGACACCGGCGAAUACAGAUCUUGCCAACUCAGAUGCACUUAAAUUGGCUAAGGAAGUUGACCCUCAAGGUCUGAGAACCAUCGGGGUCAUCACCAAACUGGAUCUCAUGGACGAAGGAACUGAUGCAAGAGAUAUUUUGGAGAACAAGCUGCUUCCUCUUCGCAGGGGUUAUGUGGGGGUUGUAAACAGAAGUCAAAAAGACAUCGAUGGGAAAAAGGACAUUAAGGCUGCGCUGCUGGCAGAAAGGAAAUUCUUUCUUUCUCACCCCGCCUACAGACAUAUUGCUGAUCGAAUGGGAACGCCACAUCUCCAGAAAGUCCUUAAUCAGCAACUAACCAAUCACAUUCGGGACACGCUGCCAAGCUUCAGGAGCAAACUUCAGAGCCAGUUGCUGUCUAUAGAACAUGAAGUAGAGGCCUUCAAGAACUUCAAGCCAGAAGACCCUACUAGAAAGACCAAAGCAUUGCUACAGAUGGUUCAGCAGUUUUCAGUGGACUUUGAGAAAAGAAUCGAAGGAUCAGGGGACCAAGUGGAUACACUGGAGCUCUCGGGUGGUGCCAAAAUCAAUCGCAUCUUCCAUGAGAGGUUUCCUUUUGAGAUUGUGAAGAUGGAGUUCAAUGAGAAAGAACUGCGAAGAGAAAUAAGCUAUGCAAUCAAAAACAUACAUGGUAUCAGGACAGGCUUGUUUACUCCUGACAUGGCAUUUGAAGCAAUUGUUAAAAAACAAAUUGUGAAACUUAAAGGGCCUUCACUGAAGAGCGUGGACCUUGUGAUGCAGGAGUUAAUCAAUACUGUCAAGAAAUGUACCAAAAAGCUGGCAACCUAUCCAAGGCUCUGCGAGGAAACAGAAAGAAUUGUUGCUAACCACAUUCGUGACAGGGAAGGGAAGACUAAAGACCAGGUGCUGCUGUUGAUUGAUAUCCAGGUAUCUUAUAUUAACACCAACCAUGAAGACUUCAUUGGGUUUGCAAAUGCCCAGCAGAGAAGCAGUCAGGUUCACAAGAAAAGUGCAGUUGGAAAUCAGGGAGCCAAUCUUCCGCCUUCAAGGCAAAUUGUGAUUCGAAAGGGCUGGUUAACCAUCAACAACAUUGGCAUCAUGAAAGGAGGAUCCAAGGAGUACUGGUUUGUUCUAACUGCUGAGAGCUUAUCCUGGUAUAAAGAUGAUGAGGAAAAAGAGAAGAAAUACAUGCUUCCCUUGGAUAACCUGAAAGUACGAGAUGUAGAAAAGAGCUUUAUGUCCAGCAAGCAUAUCUUUGCACUCUUUAACACGGAGCAAAGAAAUGUAUACAAGGACUACCGCUUCCUUGAGCUAGCAUGCGACACCCAGGAGGAUGUGGAUUGCUGGAAGGCCUCUCUGCUCCGAGCCGGCGUCUAUCCUGACAAAUCCUUAGGGAACAACAAAGCCGAAAGUGAUGAGAGCGGCCAGACCGAAAACUUUUCCAUGGACCCCCAGCUGGAAAGACAGGUGGAGACCAUCCGCAACCUCGUCGAAUCCUACAUGUCUAUUAUCAACAAGUGUAUCCGAGAUCUGAUUCCCAAGACAAUAAUGCACCUUAUGAUCAAUAAUGUCAAAGACUUCAUAAAUUCAGAGCUCCUGGCACAACUCUAUUCUUCUGAAGACCAAAACACCCUGAUGGAGGAGUCAGCAGAGCAGGCUCAGCGUCGAGAUGAAAUGCUCCGAAUGUACCAAGCCCUGAAAGAAGCCCUAGUUAUCAUUGGGGACAUCAACACCGCCACCGUAUCCACUCCUGCGCCUCCCCCAGUGGAUGAUUCCUGGUUACAACAUUCCCGCAGGUCACCCCCUCCAAGCCCCACCACCCAGAGGAGGCCGACGUUAAACACUCCUCCAACCAGACCCGUAUCUGGGCGUGGACCCGCUCCAGCUAUACCGUCUCCUGGCCCCCAGGCAGGGGCUCCACCAAUCCCAUUCCGUCCAGGACCCUUACCGCCUUUCCCCAACAACAGCGAUGCCUUUGGCGCUCCCCCGCAAGUCCCGUCACGGCCAACACGGGCUCCUCCCAGCGUCCCCAGCCGGAGACCACCUCCGUCACCAACUCGUCCUACUAUAAUCCGUCCAUUAGAAUCCUCUCUCUUAGACUAAGUGAAGUUCUGGCAUGACAACUAACAAAUUGUAUGAAAGCAACUCAUUUGAUAACUGUUGCAAUAAGCCAUGAGUAGUCGCAUGUGUGGACAUCUGUAGGCAAGUAACCAGCUUAACUAAUAUACUCGUCAUCCGUUCUGCAUUGCCUGUAGCAUCUCAGAUAUUUGGGGAAGGUCUACAUUGCAUUGACUCCCUUUAUAAACUGUGUUCACCGGGGUAUACUUCUGACCCUGAACAAUGAAGUGAGAGCUUUCAGGAGGGGUUGGCUGCCUGCUAGAUUUCAUUUGAGACGUAGUCUCCGGCUCAGAUUCGUGCUCCGGAGAUUCCUUGAGGCUGAUGGCUUCCCUUCCUGCUGCCAUGUGUACACUCUGAUCUCCAACGCUUUCAGCUUGGUUUAUGGUGCUGCACAGAGGCAAUUUCAGAAGAGUCAGAGUUGGGGAAGGAAGUUGAGGUUGGCAAGAUGGCCAAGGCAGGUCUCCCUCCAAGCACACCCCACAGUGGGCUGGCCGAGUGGAUUCAGACCCCUGGGGGUCUGCUGGGGGUCUGCAACAGUCACUCCUUUCACCCAAUUAUUAUAACAACUGUGGUUCGCUUGGUCAGAUUUCAGAACCACUCAUUUGAGGCAUCAGAUCACCUAUUGAAGGAAUUCUGACCUAAUGGGGAAAACCAACAUUAUGCAGUACACACUGCUUCCCUCAAAUUGCAGACAGGCAGAAAGAGGCCAAGUUAUCUCUCAUCAAAAUGGCAGCUUGCUCUGUCAUCGUACAUGUCGAUGUCCUCGUCACCCCUCCACCCCCUUUCCUGGACCUGCUGCAAGUGACUUUCACUAGCAUUCCUUCCAGGAGAAGUUGUGAAAAUCAGUGAGGCUGCUAGCUAACACAAGACUAAGAUUUCAACAGUAGGAUGAGCUUUUUCUUCCAUUGGUUUCUUCUGUUUCCUGUCCCUUUCUGUUGUCCAACUGUGAAUCAGUAAUCAUCUGAGUGAGGUUAUGGCAGUUCAUUUUCAGAGUUUAAAGCAGAAGCAAGGUACUUCAUCUAAGUUGCUCUGAGAUGAUAAAUAUUUAAUUCUGGUACUGGCAUGGUUUUUGGUAUGCCGGGAGAUGAGACGAGUGGAGAGACCUUCCCAGUCUCUUUAUCUCAGCAAAAUGAAAUGUCUCUUUUAACUCACCAAGAUUUCACUUCACAGUUAAUAUCCAUGCUUUGGUAGGACCAACUGUUCAUCCCUGUGAACAUUCAUCUGUGAACAGAUCAUUCAAUAUUUUGCUUUCUAGAUUUCUGUCAUUUGGUUGGCUGUUAUGUUUUGCCCCUUCCAACUGUUAAAUUUUAAGUCACCGACACCAUUUCUAAGUAAGAUUCUUCAGCUUUGUGGGACCGAGAGGCAGGGCCUGUCCCUUCCAACUGUUAAAUUUUAAGCCACAGACACCGUUUCUAAAUAAGAUUCCUAAGUUUUGUGGGACCCAGAGGCGGGGCCUGUCAGUGUGAGAUGUAGUGGAACAAGGGUAAAAUGCACUGAUUUUGCAUAUGCACUUAUAUGCCAUUUGCAGUGCUCCAGGGUCCUGAGAUUCUGGUCAACAGGCCUGGUCAUUUAAACCCAAUCAAGAUGGCCUUGGAGCAUUUGGGCAGGAAAUCACACUAUCCCCAUAGAGUUUUUGGGGUUUUUUUAAAUAAAACAGCUUCUAAUAUUUAUCAAAGUACCUACUGAACUGUCCAUUCUUGAGACUAAGCUCUUUGCUCCCCAGCCCCAAGUGAUCGGUUUAUGCCAUUAUGGGAGAAACCACAAGCCAGGAGGAAUGUUGUCUGGCUAAGUAGUCCCAGGCAGCAGUUUAAGCAUCCGUCUGAAUCAGGUCCCAAGACCCUACUUCAUACUGUAUAGAAGUAAAUCAGAUUUCUCCAGUCGAAAACUUCGGAAGCGGCAUGCGUGAUUUGUAUGUUACUUAACUUUAAGUUCCUGUAUAGUUGAUGCCCAAUGUAGACACCUAGAGAGCAUCAAGUAAAUAGCGAUACCACCGUAAGGCCAUUGUAAAACGAGAAAUUGUCGCAGCCAGUGGCGUUGGGGGUCUCUUUUCUAAAUGGUCAGAGCUUAUUUGAAGAAUUAGUAAGAACAUCUUUAAAAGCAGAGGCAUUUCCCUUUUUAAGUUCCAGAUAUUUAGUUUUGAUUUACUGUAAAACGCAGAGGCAUCACUGUUGUGAUUCUCAGUGGAUAAAACAAGAGGGAUCGUGUGUCACGGAUUAAUCGACGCUCCCAUUUCUCAAUUCAUAUUCUUAUUGAAAAAACUUAUCUCUGUGAAAAUGGCAGAUAUGCAGGCUCUGCCUUAAAAUUACUCUUAGGUAACUGAAAAAUGUUAGGUCUCGAGCAGAUCAAAAUCAGAAGGACACAUCCCUCCCAGCCCCUGCCCCCGAUGCCCAGUAAAGUCUUUUCCUAUAAACCCAGUCUUUAGGAUUCCCUGAGGUCUUUCCCCUUUCUUUCAAAGGCAGCUGGCAGAUUUUGCUCUAGGGGGUUGGCUUUGUGCUAAAAGCGGUUUUGAAUUUUGCCAUAUUAUAAAAAUUUCCUUCUGUUCAAGGAAAAUAUUGUGGAUAACCACUGGAGUGUUUCGAGAUCGGCACAAACCAUGGUGGAGAAAAUUGGGGAUCUUUUUCAAAUGUCUUUCCACUGAUCUUGUGUAGUCAUAAACAGUGCAUUUGUCAUCUUCGGCUUUUGCGCCCAGAUUAUAGCCCCGCAGUUAAACCAUACACCAUAGUUGUCUCCCUUUUGGGUACAUUUUUGUUUCUUUCACUUCUAAGAUGUUUCUAAUAGAACCCAACCACCUCUGAAGUUUUGGCAGAUAAGUGGUGGAGAUUAUUCCAAGGAUGCUGCUAUUCACUGAACUGCUGUAAGCAGUGUUGUUACUUUAUUCCCUUUGCCCAAAGGGUUCUUAUUUUGGAAAGGGAGAAGCUACUGUGACUAGCAUAGUCAAAACUUACAAGGAUUCCAGUUUUGAGGUGCAAAAAUUAUGUACACCAGAUUUAGAGAAGGGAACACUUUUGUUGAGCACUCCCAGAUGUCCAUCACUUUAGAUCUACUCCUCUGAAUCGCUUCCAUCUCAGCCAACCAUUCUCUGAUGGUGUCACUGCUGCAUAUAAAAUUCCUCGUGCCUCGUUCAACUACCCAGACAUCAGAUGUUACUUUCAGAAUUGAGACAUAAAUAAACUGAUCCGCCCAUGAAUACUGGCAGGGCAAACUUUUUUUUAUUGCCGCCUAUAGGCUCCUCCGACCCACAGGAACAACUUAUUUAUAUGCGGAUGAGAAUGAUUUGAAGUUACCAUCAUGCAUUUCUAAAAACCCACUGAGAUUUCCCUUCUGGGCUUUGCUUUUAACUAGAGCUAGGUAACAGAGUUAGAUGAUAGGACCUGAUUAUGAACUCAUUUCCUAGGUAUUGAGUGGAGGGGAUUGCCAAUCUGAGCAGCCUAUCAUGCUUUAAAAUGGAAUUUUUUUUUCCCCGUAUUUGAGUACCAACCUUCUGAAUUCAAAGAGUAAGCAGAGUUAAGUGGAUUUCAUUUUAUUGGCCUUUGUGUAGACUUUAGCCAUAACUCUCCGAUACGAAAUGGGACCUACUACCAGUAUGUUAUAAAUGUUGAUGUUUUGUAUGUGCAGAAACAUUUUUCUAUGCAUGUGUGAUGAUGUAGUAUGAACUGGGUAAUAUUUAUGUAAGUACAUGUGUUUUGUGUGCUUUUAAAUUGGUAGGUAGUGUGUAAAACAGUUGAUGAAAUGCCUCCAGCAUGAGUAUGGUAAAAUGUGUGUAUAUGUGUGUAUAUAUGUAUAUGUAGGUGUGUACAUAUCUAUAUAUAUAUAUACAUGUGUUUAGUCCUGUUGUGAUAAUUAUCUUUCAAAAACUGUGCUAAUGUAAAAGUUGGCUAUGAAGGAUCUGUAGUAUUUUAUGGCAGUUGUCAUCAGGUAGUGAGCCAUUUCUCGAAAAACCAUAUAGAUCGGCAGUCUUCAAACACCUGUUGCUCCAGACUCUGUUCUUUUGUGUACAGUGUUCUCAGAACAAGAAUGGCACUGAUGAACUCUAGGCCUGGGGGAAGACUGAAUAAGGCAUCACAGCCCUUGUUUCUGAAUGUUGAAUCUCUACGAGUGAUAUCUAAGAAAAGGCAGCCUUUCCCAACUGGGUGUGCAUUUGCUAACAUCUUCAGAUACCAGUCUAGCUCACUGAGCUGGGACUUACGAAGUUAAGGCGGAGUUCAAGUUGAUUUUUCUUUCUGAGAAUGAAGAAGAACAAAAUGGAGGCAGGGGAGAGGAGAGUGGCCAAAUUUUUUACUCUUCCGGGUGAGAACCUGCAGUGAGGGGAAAUCCUUGCGUAAUCAGCUUCGGACCUUUAUGAUUUGUCUGCUAAUAAUCCACUUGAUUAAGUUAGGCAUCUGGGGUUCUUAUUUAAGAAUAAGCAGGAACUUCUUUGGAACUUCCUGAAAACAGCAUCUUAAGUUGAAAUGUUGCAUUUUUCUUAUGGGAAUAACGUUAUGAAUGGGGGAUUGGUUCUAAAACACAGGUUGGGACACCCUUUAUUUUUAAUCAAAACACCCGGAAUAGUGCAUCCAAUUAUAGACAAUAGACCUUCAUUAAUUACUCAUGUUGAGCGAGAGAGGUUCCAUGACAGAAUAGCCCACUUUUACUUCACUGAUGAAGUAAAUUGAGGGUGAAUAAUGUCAUCUUUUGUCCAGGUGAGCAUACUGUGGCCUUCCCUGGGAAAAGAUCAUUUAAACCUUUGCCCCAUGGUGACCUGGUUGUUCUCUCAGCAUGGAGAUACAUAUACCUUGAGCGGGUCUGAAUUUUCAACCUUGAUGAGCCUAAAUGAGCCGGUUUCAGGAAUAGAUAGGGACUUGAUAAAUGUCUUCAGAUGAUGAUUAGUGAAUUUAGAGAAAAGACAGCAUAUUCUCCAGGUCAUUCAACUACAUUCUCACUAUCUGGUCUUUGCCCUCUUCCACUUGAGUCUCUAAUGCCAUGUUUAAGCAUAUUUGCCUUUUGGAUACUUCCUCAUUCUUCGUUGCUGAUUUUUUAAAGCACUAAGCUUUGUAUAAUGCCUUUAAAAUUGUGCUGAUGCAGUGGAUGAAGUGUGUGUCGUCGUAUGUGUGAGUGUGAGAGAGCAGAUUUGGUCUCAGAUCUUCAUUUAAGAUUGUGUGGAGGCAAUGGGUGAACUGUGCGGUCACUUGCGAACGAGUGAGAGAGCGAGAGAGAUGUCAAGUCAAAGAUUCUUCUUUUGUAUUAAGAUUUGAUCAUACUGGUGAAUUGGUGAGACUUCUCAUCUCCAGUCUGAAGUCUCACCCAAGACCGGCCUCUGUUUUUGUCGAUUUGUUUUUGUUGUAAACCUUUAUCCUGGAAUCUUUACACUGUGCUCUCUGUGUAAUGCAACAGAACAGUUUCCUUUCAUAAAUGGAUAUUACUCUGCCUGUCUUCCCUCUUGCUUUGUCUGCAGGCGAUCUGAUAAGAACGGCUCCUCCUGUCCAGAGAGUCCACCACUGUUGCGUGAAUUGUGAUCUGUUCCGUGUUACCAGCCUGUGUUUGGCUUGCCUUUCUGUGCUUUAUUUCUCUCUCCUUUCCAGAAUGAUCAAAACUUCCUCCUUUUUUUUCUUUUUAUAAAGAGCUGUGCUCAGAUUUUAUCUCCAUUUUGUCCUCUCUGUUGAUCCCCUAAUGAAAAUGAGCCCAAAUACAACUGAAUUGAUAUAUGGACACUGUAGAUGGAUUUUUUUUUUUUGAAGAAAGUUCCUGAAGCCUGUGUCAUUCUUGAAGUCCGAACGCACCUAUUGUGAAAAUGUUAAGCUGUAUUUCUGAACUUGAAAUAAAGUACAAUUGAAGGACUACUCUGUUCUUCAUUCUUGUA